UAGUGCUGAGAAAGUUAUUAGUUAUAGGCACUAUUAGUUUUCAUAAUACUAAAAUAAUUCUUAUCAUCUUGUAAUAUCUAUAUUCUUGACUAAAUAUAUUUUGUAACAAAUCACUGUUCAAUUAGUUUCACAUUGAAGUGACUUGAUUUGAUACUCGUUUGCAAGACGACUGUUACGACUGGCGAAUACGCGACAAACUGUUAUCAGUCUUCUCUCUUCUGUGCUAGUGAAUCUCAUGGAGGGGCAAUAAAGCGAUAGCGCGACAAUAUAUAAGCUUGCACAUUCGUCUCUGCCAUCAGUUUGAUAUUCUCUCACGUUUAUGUUUUGCUCUAGAGUUGUACAAUUCUGAUCACAUCGUACUUUCAUUUCGAACAUUUGAGAUAAUUAAGAAAAAAAGAAGUUAUACGGUAAAUAAAUAACCAUAGAUUUUUCCGCGUGCUUAUAAAGGAGUUAAUCUGGACGCAGCGUUCAUUCACUACUACAGUUCAAUCAGCAAAAAUUCAUCGUGUUUCAUCCUCGAACUCUAAUUGCGAUUUUUACGUCUUCUUCCUCUUCCUCUUCGACGCAUCAUCUCCACCGUUAGAAAGCGUGGCAGCAACACGCAACCAAAAAAGAUGGGAUUCUCUUAGCAUUGAUUGAACCGUUUCCGCAAUAACUAUCGAUUAAGUUGCGCAUUUAUCUUCUAAAUAAAUCGAACUAAUAAAUUGAACUUGAGAUAUUUUCAACCGUUAUUAGACGAACUCAAAGUUACGAAAACUGUUUCCGGAAGUGUGACGGCAGUGUUUUAUAAUUCGUUCACCGUGAUCGUCCAGCCCAGUUAUGCUCUCGAUCAAGUACAGCAAGCAAUUCCUGAGCUACCGUAUACUCAAGUCCAAUCGGUUCAAAUACAUUUGACGAUACGGACUCGGACUACGUGGUAGAGGGUGUGCGCAAGGUGGUGUGUGUGUGUAUUGUACUGCGGGCGACUUGUCGUACCUACGGUGUUCACGAAAGCAGAGACGAGGGUGCCCCAACAAGACCUGGAAAGUCUUGUGCUAAAAUCCAAUGGCCGAAUCGUUUUGCACGACGACGCGAGCUUAAUUAAAGAAAUACGUCGGACGGGAACGACGCGACAGGAAACUGACGUCAUCGAAAAUCGCUAGUGAGGCGAAUCUUUCGAAGGCAAGGAGCAUAGAACUUGGAAAAAAAAAGAUAAUUGUAAAACAAAUUGAAUUGGUAAUGACAAUUGACAAUUUCGUCAUCGAGGAUAUUUUUAAUCAAAAAGAAGAUAUAAUUUUUGGAAUAAUUUUGCGAAAAAAUCGAUAUAGCGGAGAAAAUCUGAUUGGUAACGAGAAAUUAUUUUAUUAAUAAAAGAAGUUUCGGGCAAAAGAUUGACAAUCAAGAUUAUAAAAUUGUGGCAAGCCAUGAAAGACUGUGACAGUUAAUGAUUUCGUUAUUGAAAGGAUUGUUAAAAAGGAAAUUGAAUAUUUGUCACUAGCGAGACAAAAAAGUUCUGAGACUCCCUUUGAGGAACAGACAGAUUUUAUCUAACGACAGCGCUAAAAAAAAUACGCUUAUGUAUGUAUGUCAGCUUGUGAAAGAUCGUUAAAGCAAAGAUAAAGAAAGAGCGACAAAAUUAAAGUUAAAUAAAUAGAAAACGAAAUCAUUCGGAAAUUCUUUGAGAGAGACGCAUCGAACGCGACUAUACGUGUACAUUCACGUAUACAAUACACGUCUGCAUAAAACGCGAAUUAAACAGUCAUUAAUUAAAACGACGAUCGAGCAAAAUCUGCACGUCUUUGGUGAAAUUGGCGAAUUGGUUGAAGUCGGGGGCGAAAAAAAUGAAAAAAAUGAUCGUUUAUGUUCCGGGCAGAAUGCCAACUCACGUUGGUCCCUACGGCGCCGCUCGUUACCCGGGCACCCUGCUAGGAGCUGUCCCGGGUUUUUACAGCCCGGUUUCCGGCUACUCCACCGGCCCGGUCUCGAGCUACUACGGGAGCUUUCAGCCACCGCUGGACCUUCCGGUUUGGCCGCGGAGGAUGCCGGCCGAGGAGGAACUAGGUGCCUCGCCGGCCGCCGGUUUGACCGGACUGGGGGUGUCUCCGAGCACCGGCGGUCCUCCGAGUCCGGCGCACAGCGACUCGGAUGCGUCCAGCUCGAGUUUGGAACUGGGUACUAUCAGGACCGGCGAAAACGCCCAAUUAAAAUGCAGAUGGCAAGAUUGUGGUCGAUGGUUCACGUCCCUGGAGCAACUUGCAGGACAUGUUGGGAGAUUGCACGCGGCGCCUGGUCCGCGGGGUCUGUUUUAUUGUGGAUGGGAAGGAUGCGCAAGAGGCGAGCGUGGGUUUAACGCGAGGUACAAGAUGCUGGUCCAUGUACGGACACACACGAAUGAGAAGCCGCAUCAUUGCUUUCAGUGCGACAAGAGUUUCAGCAGAGCAGAGAACUUGAAAAUUCAUGCACGUUCUCAUACUGGCGAACGUCCUUACGUCUGUCCCGUCGAGGGUUGCAACAAAGCUUACUCGAAUUCCUCAGAUAGAUUCAAGCAUACUAGAACUCAUUCCGUAGAUAAGCCAUAUUAUUGCAAGGUUCCGGGUUGUCCGAAGAGGUACACCGAUCCAUCGUCUUUAAGAAAGCACGUCAAGACUUAUCGCCACUAUGUGAACAACAAUGACAAGGUGCAGGAGAAGAGCUUUGAUGAUAGCAACAUUCAGGAGAAAAGAUUCGAUGCUAAUUCGCCUGACAAGCAGAGCAGCAGUGCGCAUUCCGAGUCGGAUAAGAAGGACUCGAGUAUCGAGAGUAGCAUGUCGGGUUGCAGUCCAAAGACUAGCAACAGCUUCGAGGAACAGAGGAACUUUGUCGAGUGGAAUAACAUGUACAACCUCCAGGAACAACGAAAAGAACAGGAGCAAGUCACCCCACCGAAGCCGUACGAGCAGGAUAUAAAGAUUUAUCCCAGGAUGUACGAUGAAAAUUAUAUUAUACCGGACAGGAUUCAAGUAAAUCCCAUGUACUCUGCUGGUAGCACUAUUAUCAAGGAUUGCUCUGUAGCUUCAUCGUCGCCUCAUACGAGUCCAGGUCGAGUGUCCGAUUCGUUGCCGCGUAUUGGAAUGCAAUCGACGCCCAUUAAAACCGAGGAACCCAUGGAGUACAGUGUUACCAAGACCACUACGGUAGAUUAUAGAAACAUCGAGUCGAUCGUCAACAGUACACCUUGCAAAAAGGAGAAUACAGUCAAUUGCGAUCCAGUGAGGCAUUCGGUAAUCAAGCGCGCGGAGGAUCUAAAGAUGGAAAUGGAACAGACGCCGCUUAAAGAGGAAUUGAAAAAUACCAAUGUCGACUGUUGCUGCCGGCAUAAGUGUUGUGUCCACAGCAAUGACAGCAUCUUGCAGAAGACGAAAAUUCUCUCAGAUCUAAUUCUUAAGACACAAAAUCCGCUCUUUCGACAUCUAUUGGGUUCAGUAGAUUUGCAGUAUGGGCUAGAAAAUAUGUGGAGUAAUAUCGUGGAUACUAAUAACACAUGCGGCCAAGACCUCAGAGUAAAAAAUGAGAACGUCACCGAGAUGGAGCAAGAUUUGCCACUGGACUUGACGAUCAACAAAUAACGAAUAAUUAGCUGUCAACAUACCAAAAAUCUCGUAUUUUGUCAAAUAAAUUUUAUUUUUAUCAAUUGACAAAAUAUGAAUUAAAUGAAAACAUCAUGUGAAUUUUAGACAUCAAUCAGUCAAUCAAUAUAAUACGAUUAAUUGAACGAUAAAGAAUAAUUAAUAUAUCAUUUGAGAACUUUCGAUCGCAUAUUGAGAAACCAAAUAUAUUUUAAAAUCUAAUAAUACAAGAAAAAUGACCAGAUAAAAACAAUUCAAGAUUGGACAAGAAUUUGCUCAAUCCGUAGUUGUGUAGAAAUAGUUGCACUAAUCAAACUAUUCAUUAGAGAUAUAAUUGGACUUGUAAAUGCAACUCGACAACCUUAUAAUCAAUUCAAUCAAUCACUUGGAAACGAUGUUCCCGCUUUCAAAUUUGUCAUUAAAAUCG
Messenger RNA from Acromyrmex echinatior (Panamanian leafcutter ant), 4011 nucleotides. RefSeq lists its product as uncharacterized. Lineage: Eukaryota; Metazoa; Arthropoda; Insecta; Hymenoptera; Formicidae. Gene Ontology annotation, molecular function: DNA-binding transcription factor activity, RNA polymerase II-specific; RNA polymerase II cis-regulatory region sequence-specific DNA binding. The record is from RefSeq and is a predicted model, not a curated record. Gene Ontology annotation, biological process: regulation of transcription by RNA polymerase II. Gene Ontology annotation, cellular component: nucleus.